Molecule: messenger RNA, 543 nt
Organism: Penicillium atrosanguineum
Lineage: Eukaryota; Fungi; Ascomycota; Eurotiomycetes; Eurotiales; Aspergillaceae
Product: sterol desaturase family protein
Exons: 1
Coding region: 1-543 (180 amino acids)
Biological process (GO): lipid biosynthetic process
Molecular function (GO): iron ion binding; oxidoreductase activity
Source: RefSeq, a predicted model, not a curated record
AUGGCGCUGGGCCACGACGUCGUGCAAUAUCUCACCCAUAGAUAUCUUCUUCACAGUUCUAAUAAGAAAAUGAUGCGGCUGUUACGCCACUCAGUACACCACACGACAACGGCCAGCCGGGGAAUAAGUGCCUGCUACAUGAGCUCGGGGGACUUCUUUCUCGAGAUUAUUCUUCCAUAUCUUGUUCCACUCAUUCUCGUGGGCGGUGGCGGUGUCGACAUCCGUUUCCACUACCUCGUUGCAGGCCUUGGGUCUAUGGGUGGCGUAUACGAGCAUUCAGGAUAUGACUUCGGUGUGCUACUGCAAUCUUUGGGCGAACAGUCAAAUUCGAUGGAUAAGGCCAAGGAUUCCAAGUUACAUGUUCCACUCUCCCUAACCUGGAUAUUGGGUGGGAUUCUAGAUAAUCGCUCCCAUGGAGAGCAUCACGCGCAGGCCAAUGUUUCGUUUGCAGAUGGAUUCGGAAGUCCUGGAAUCUGUGAUACACUAUUUGGGACACGGUUCAACUUGUCCCAGGGGAAGCGGGCAUUGAGAGAUAAAGAGUAG